AUGGUAAGAAUGUUUCAUAUGUAUUACUUAAGGAGGAGUACUCCCUACCGCCCCGAGUUGUUCUUGAAGACUCAUUUCAAAACUGUUGCUGGAAAAGGAGAAAUUGCAGCAAACAAGAGAGCAAAACAAAUUUCGGAGACGUACAACAAGAAGCUGGAUGAUUGUAGCACUCAAGGGUCACAGCCAAACCCUGAUUUGUUGUAUUGGGAGACAGUUGGUGGGAGGAACAGAGGAAAAGUGCAGGGGUUAGGUCAGGGAGAUUAUUUGUACUACAACUCUUCAUCUGGGCGAGGAGGAGAUGGCUCUUCACAACCAUAUGAGCCAUCGAUUAUUUCUCAGCUAGAGGCGCAGGUGGAGGCCAAGGUCGCUGCACGGAUGGUAGAAGUGGAGGCAAAGGUUGCAGCACGUCUGGAAGAGUCAAACCGGGCCCUCGUGUGCAGGAAAUGA
Beta vulgaris subsp. vulgaris (sugar beet) is the source of this 447-nucleotide messenger RNA. RefSeq lists its product as uncharacterized. The record is from RefSeq and is a predicted model, not a curated record. The transcript has 3 exons. Bases 1 to 447 code for a protein of 148 amino acids. NCBI's taxonomy places the organism in Eukaryota, Viridiplantae, Streptophyta, Magnoliopsida, Caryophyllales, Amaranthaceae.